AUGCAUGCUUGCGUGGCGGCGCAGCUAGAUUACGAAAUACAGCGGUUUGAUGUGGACACCGCGUUUCUCUAUGGCCGCAUGGAUGAAGAAGUAUACAUGCGUCAGCCAGAUGGCUAUGAAGACGUAUCUGAACUAGGUUUGAUAUGUUUGCUGCACCACGCUCUGUAUGGUACCAAACAGGCCGCGCGGGCGUGGUACGAGACAUUACGUAGUCAUUUUAACAAGCGAGGGUUCGAGUCCCUUAAGGCUGAUCCAUGCGUUUUCUUCAAGACUGUAUCACGUGUUGGAUUUUGCGCGGUGAUUCCUUAUGUGAAUGAUUUGAUUGUUAUUGCCCCAGAACUGGACGACAUUACAUUAGUGCGUGACGGACUAAAGGGACAAUUUGAUAUCAAGGAGAUUGGUGAGAUGCGCUAUUGUUUGGGUAUAGAAGUGCGACAUGACCGCGCCUCACGCACAUGGGAGCUAAACCAACGCUGUUAUAUUCGUAAGAUUGCUGAACGUUUUCAGUUGGCCGACUAUUCCGAUUCAUUUGCUGCCUGGAAGGACGAGGCUUUCGAGUUGUGGCAGACGCAGUGGGCGUCGGCGUAUCCAGAAAAUUCGCGCUCACGUGAAGUAAUCCAGCACAUCUAUGACACUUACUUCCUCGUGAACAUCGUCGACAAUGAUUAUGCCAAUGAGAAAUCGGACAUCUUUAGCAUCUUUGCGCGGAUAAUCACAGAGACCAUGGACAAGGAGCAGCUGUGUGCGCGUGUGGUUGAGCUCGAGACCCGGCGUGACAAAAUGUUCGAAACGCUGGCGGCAUUCCAGUCGCUUCAAAAGGAGCUGAAGGAUGAGCUGUGCGCUGCGCAUUCAAAGAUAGCGGACGUGUGUAACGAAAAUUUUCAGUUGAAGGAGAAGGUUCGCCAAUUGAAGGCUCAACUCGCACUUUCAUCGAUUUAA
Messenger RNA from Plasmopara halstedii, 939 nucleotides. RefSeq names its product methylenetetrahydrofolate reductase. The transcript has 3 exons. Bases 1 to 939 code for a protein of 312 amino acids. The record is from RefSeq and is a predicted model, not a curated record. Lineage: Eukaryota; Oomycota; Peronosporomycetes; Peronosporales; Peronosporaceae.